This is a messenger RNA of Danio rerio (zebrafish), 2273 nucleotides long. NCBI's taxonomy places the organism in Eukaryota, Metazoa, Chordata, Actinopteri, Cypriniformes, Danionidae. The record is from RefSeq and is a predicted model, not a curated record.
GAGGAGGAGAAGGAGGAGGAGGAAGAAGAAGGGGAAGAGGCGUCCCCUAGCCUGCCGGAUACCUGAACGAAGCCUAGUCCAUCGGUAGAUCGUUGCGUGAAAGUGGGUUUGCCAUCUGCCAUAAAAUAUCAUUAGAAGAAGAAAGUCGCGUGGAUUAGACUGAACAUUAGAAGCUGUAAAGUGUCUACAUGGCCGUCAGAAGAGGACACAUAAGGUAUUUGAAAGAAGUAUACGAUAUGCCGAAUGGUUAUGAGGACCCCAUGGGCGAUGAGCCAAGUGAUGCCAAAACCAACCUGAUCAUCAACUACCUACCCCAGAAUAUGAGUCAGGAGGAACUUCGGAGUCUCUUCAGCAGCAUUGGAGAGGUGGAGUCAGCCAAACUCAUUAGAGACAAGAUGGCAGGCCACAGUUUAGGGUACGGAUUUGUUAACUAUGUUAACCCUAGUGAUGCAGAAAGGGCAAUCAAUACACUCAAUGGCCUGAGACUACAGUCUAAAACGAUCAAGGUCUCAUAUGCCCGCCCAAGCUCUGACGGCAUCAAAGAUGCCAACCUGUACAUCAGUGGUUUACCUAAGACCAUGACACAGAAGAAUGUGGAGGACAUGUUCACCCAGUAUGGUCGCAUCAUAAACUCCCGCAUACUGGUUGAUCAGGCAUCAGGUCUAUCACGCGGAGUUGCAUUUAUUCGUUUUGAUAAGAGGUCUGAAGCAGAGGAAGCUAUUAAAGAUCUAAAUGGGUCUAAGCCAUCUGGUGCCUCUGAACCGAUCACAGUCAAGUUUGCUGCGAAUCCUAACCAGUCCAAGAAUUCACAGCUUCUGUCUCAGCUGUACCAUACUCAGUCUCGACGAUUUGGAGGGCCUGUUCAUCACCAGCCACAGCGCUUCAGGUUUUCACCUAUGAGUGUUGACCACAGUGUCUCUAGUAUGAAUGUGGCAAGCAGCUCCUCCUCAGGAUGGUGUAUCUUUGUCUAUAAUUUGGGUCAAGAUGCAGAUGAAGGGAUCCUUUGGCAGAUGUUUGGUCCAUUUGGUGCUGUCACCAAUGUCAAGGUCAUACGUGACUUUAAUACCAGCAAAUGCAAAGGGUUUGGGUUUGUUACCAUGACAAACUAUGAGGAGGCAGCAAUGGCCAUUUCCAGCCUGAAUGGAUACCGCCUGGGAGACAAAGUCCUUCAAGUGUCAUUCAAAUCCAGCAAAUCUCACAAGUAAAGAGGCUAUUUUCUUUUUUUUUUUUUUUUCUUUUUUUUUUUUAGUUUUUCUGAACUCAAAGAUCUGAAAAUUAAUGGUGUCUUUUGAUGUCUGCAUUUUUUUUUUACAUUAUAAACGUCUUUAUUGAAGUGAAAUAGGUUUGUGUUAGUGUUUUUUAGUGUUGAGUAACAAAUUGAAUAUUGCAAAAGUAACUUGUCCCUGAUGCCUAACAUUGCUAGGACUUAAAAGCACUGACAAAUCAAAGGAUCAGUCUUGGUGUCCAUUGUUUUUAGUUGGUAUAAACUACACAUCUGCACAUUCUCCAUGUUUGUAUACAGAAAUCACUUCUUCAGUGUUCAUGUUUGCUACCUUUAAGGUAUAAGAAGUUGGUGUUUAAACUAAAUGACUUAAGUGUUUCAGUUUCCUGUAUGGAAGUUAUUUUUAAAACAUUAAUUUUUUUUUAACUAAGGUGUUUUGUCCCCUCAGUGCAAUUUAUAUUUUUAGUCAAAAAAUUAGUUUGAAACUCCUCACACCACCUCCCACCUCACCCCAAAAUUACCAGCUACACUGAUUUAUUUAUUUUUUUUCCCAUGUAGAACUGUAAUGAAUUCAUUUUGCCAAUUAUUUUGACUUGUAUAAUCAUUUUUAUUUUUUGGAAAAGUGGAUUUAGUUUAAUGCAAAUACUGAUUUGUUUAUGUCUGUGUUCAGUUACACAUAUUCUUACAUAAUUACCAUUGAUGUUCUAUUUGUAUGUGGUGAACCUUGUCAAAUGCUAAAUGAAUCAUUGUACAUUUUAAUGUGAUUUUCUUUGUUGUUUGCUUGUUUUUUGGUUUUGUUUGAAAUCUUAUCAAAACUCCCAUGCAAAGUUUAAAAAUAGUAUUCAGAUGCUCAAGAUAGUACUAUUAUACAUCUAGUUGAUGUAUCUGGUUGGUGCAUCUUGGUACUGUAUUUGUGCAUGUAUAUUUAUGUUGAUAGUUUGACUUCAGUCAUUGAAUGUCAUGCUUUGUGUUUAUAAAUAGUGUGACUUCACAUUCUGUAACAGGAUGUUCCAUGUAUAUCAAAUAAAAGGCAUAAUUUUGUCACAAAUUA